AGUUAGUUGGUGCAGUUUGCAGUUUGUGUAGAUUUCCGUUUUCAAGCUCCCAACGCUUUCUCGUUUUCUUCAAGACUCAUUUAUUUUUUACCGGUUUCUGAAAAAUUCCGAAUGUGCGGUGCCAAUAUCGACGCAGUCGUAGCUCAUGCUAAUUCAGUGAAGAUACCAGGUCCUGGAGACAAAAUCUUCAAGGAUGAAUGUGUUUAUUCAUUUGAUACGCCUGAAUCUGAAUCAGGCUUGUACAUUUGCUUGAAAACGUUUUUGGGUCUCGGGAAAGAUCACUUAGAGAGACAUGUCCGAAAAACAAACAGUCAUCUUUUUCUCCAUCAUAAGCAGAUUAAGACAGAGCGUAAAAGUUCAUCAGUUGAAGGUGAUGGACCAGAGAAGAAAAUCACAAGAUUGGCUAUUGGUACUGAAGGAGGGUUUGAUCCAAAUGGCGGUAAGGAGUAUGAUAUCACUCAUGAGUACUCUAUCGUCAUUUUACCAGAAUUCACAGUUAUACCUUAUCCCUGUGAUAAAUUACCAGAUGUGGUUCAAAAAUCGGCGAAGAAAAUAAUUGAGUCGGAUUCUGCCACAAAAAUAGCAGAAUUAAGUGCCUUAAGUGGUACAUGGGAUGGUGAGAUACGCAGUGUUUCAAAACAUGCAGCUCACCUGGUUCAGUUGGAUAAUGGCAAAAAAAUUCCUCCCAGUGGAUGGAAGUGCGAAAAGUGUGAUUUGGACACCAAUCUGUGGCUAAAUCUGACAGAUGGGUCAAUUAUGUGUGGCAGGAAGUUUUACGAUGGAACUGGUGGAAACAAUCAUGCUGUCCAGCAUUAUCAAGAAACAGGUUACCCUUUGGCAGUUAAAUUAGGUACAAUCACAAAAGAUGGCAAGGGUGAUGUUUUCAGUUAUGCGGAGGAUGAUAUGGUUGAAGAUCCUAAUUUGGUUGCUCAUUUGGCACAUUUUGGCAUCAAAACAUCUCAAAUGGAGAAGACAGAUAAAUCAAUGGUAGAGUUGGAGCUUGAUCUGAACCAAAAAUUUGGAGAGUGGGCUGCGCUACAAGAAGCAAGCAGUCAGCUGAAACCUAUCUACGGCCCUGGAUACACUGGCCUUGUUAAUUUAGGAAACUCAUGCUAUUUUAACAGCCUUUUACAAGUGAUCUUCACAAUACCUGAUUUCAUUCAAAAGUAUGUGGAUAAUGCGGAGACGAUAUUUAAUUCAAACAUACCAAAUCCGGCUGAAGACUUCAAUGUUCAAAUGGCUAAAUUAGGCUGUGGUUUAAGAUCUGGAAAGUACUCCAAACCACCAUCAAGCUCUGCAGACUCUCCAUGCACUCAAGAAGGCAUUUCUCCAAAUAUGCUUCUGAACUUGAUCGCCAGAGGACAUCCUACGUUUGCCUCCAAAAUCCAACAAGAUGUGCAAGAAUAUUUCUUACACUUUAUAUCAGUUCUUCAACAAAACUGUAAGAACUCUGUUGACCCAUCAGAAAGUUUUAAGUUUCAAGUUGAAGAAAGAUUCCAAUGCUCCAGAAGUAAUAAAGUUAAGUAUCUUCACCGUGAUGAGUAUUGUCUUCCAUUGCCUAUACCCCUAGAAGCAGCAAUAAACAAAGCAGAAGUAGAAGCCUUUGAACAAAGAAAAAUAGAAGCAGAAGCUAAAGGUGCAAAAUUAGACCCUAGUGACGUCGUGCGACCUAUAGUGAAAUUGUCCUCUUGCCUUGAAGCACUCAUUAAGAGUGAGACCAUAGACCAAUUUUUCAGCUCUGCUGUGAAUGAUAAAACUACUGCAUUUAAAACAACUAAACUUUCAACCUUCCCAGAUGUUCUAUUACUUCACGUUAAAAAAUUUAAACUACGGGAAGAUUGGACGCCGAUCAAAUUAGAUGUUUCUAUCGAUAUGCCAGACACUGUCGAUCUGUCAAUAUUAAGAGGAAAUGGCUUACAACCUGGUGAAGAACUAUUACCAGAGACAGAAGGGCCACCUCCAGUUCAGUUUAACGAAGCGAUACUCAACGAACUUGUCAAUAUGGGUUUCCCAUUAGAAGCAUGUAAAAAAGGUUGUUUCUUCACGAAAAACCAGUCUUUAGAGGCUGCCACCCAGUGGCUCAUGGAGCACUUGUCGGACAGUGAUUUUUCUGAUCCUUUCGUUCCUCCGGGCACGUCAAGCCAGAAAGCCUCAGGUUUUACUCCUAAUCAAGAGUCUGUGGCAAUGUUGAUGUCCAUGGCGUGCGUCGAAGAAAACAUGGCAGUUGCAGCUUUGAAAGAAACCAACAAUAAUUUGGAAAUGGCAGCAGAUUUAAUUUUCAGUAAUCCAGAUUCCCUGAAGGAAAAAAUCAAGCAACAAAAUGAAAGUUCUCAAGAUGCAUCUUCAUCUCAACAACCACAAUUCCGAGAUGGAGGUUCUCAAUACAAACUAGUGGCAUUUAUUUCGCACAUGGGGACAUCAACAAUGGCUGGUCACUAUGUGUGCCAUAUUCUAGUCGAUGGGCAGUGGAUUAUUUUUAAUGACAAUAAGGUCGCUGUUUCAGAAAAUCUACCCAAAACUCUAGGCUAUUUGUAUUUCUACCGAAGAAUUUGAAGAAAACUCCAAGGCAAAAAUAAAAAAUAAUUAUUUGCAUUAUGAUAAA
Messenger RNA from Bemisia tabaci, 2602 nucleotides. RefSeq names its product ubiquitin specific protease 5 (gene Usp5). Lineage: Eukaryota; Metazoa; Arthropoda; Insecta; Hemiptera; Aleyrodidae. The record is from RefSeq and is a predicted model, not a curated record. Gene Ontology annotation, molecular function: cysteine-type deubiquitinase activity; zinc ion binding; protein binding. Gene Ontology annotation, cellular component: cytosol; nucleus. Gene Ontology annotation, biological process: protein deubiquitination.